Messenger RNA from Exophiala bonariae, 1908 nucleotides. RefSeq lists its product as uncharacterized. The transcript has 2 exons. The coding region runs from base 1 to 1908 and encodes 635 amino acids. NCBI's taxonomy places the organism in Eukaryota, Fungi, Ascomycota, Eurotiomycetes, Chaetothyriales, Herpotrichiellaceae. The record is from RefSeq and is a predicted model, not a curated record.
AUGGAUGAAUGGACACCGAAUUUCGGCGGGCGCCAAGCAUUCAGCCUCGCCAUGGCAAACAAGCCCCACAUCGAAACUCUGGAAGAGGUUCUCAAUGACGAAGCCGACGAUCAGACUGUUGAAGAUUUGAGGUUUCAAGACGGUGGAAGAACCAAUGAAGACGAUAUUGCUGAGGAUGAUGAGGACGCUAACCCUGUUCGCAUGUUCAUGAGAGCCGGGCAUGAGAAUGAAGUUUGCCUACCCAUGGCAGACACAGUGACGGAGUUUUGCCAGGGCUGCCCUGAAGCUUCUCUCGAAACCCUCCGAUUGGCCCGCGCAGGGCUAUCGGGCAAAGCAAUUCUAAGCUCCAACUCUGUGGCAAUGGUAAUCGAACAGGGCCGUGAUGGUGCAAGACUGGAUAUCAUGGCAUUUACAUCAUUGCAAUUGUACGGGCGACUGAAGAAAGCGCGCUCCAAGCGACCAUCGUCUAGCAAAACGAACCUCGGGGCGAUUCAAGACGACGAACCUGACGCCGAACAACAACUUAUAUAUAUCACUGAUACAGAUGCUUGGGCUAUCCACAGUCUGAUCGGAACAGCACCCCAUUUUCAGGUGGCUCACUUACAAACUACUCUCUAUAGGCAUCUCGAGUUCAAGCCUUACUGUAACUACGAUGCUGUCUUAGAGGGCUUACCCACAUUCCAUCUGACUUUCAACCUGCCCUAUUUUGCACUGAGAAGUUCACUAUCGGCUCGAGAAGACCCGCGAAAAUGGCCCAAUCGAACUCCACUCAGGCAAUGCCACGAUGUUACACUGCUUUGCGAAAAAUCCAACGUAGGAAAAAGGUUCUUCCUCUAUGAAGCACAGAUUUCAUGCACAAUAGCAGGGCCCGAUGAAAACAUAUGGAAUGGAUAUUGUCUUGUCGACAAUUAUUUCGAAAAAGAAGGCGAUGGAGAAACAGUUCAUUCCUAUGUUGAAGACAGUCUUCGUGCCCAAGGUAUGAGAGCCGACCCUUUUACUCGAGGCCGUUCGGAAGUCGACAGAGAUAUUGCAACACGAAAACCUAGAGAAUACUUCCUCACCAUACUCAGAAUUCGCCUUCAGCAAGUUACGUAUGAGCAGGAGAAAGUGGUCGCAAUGCUUACGAAAUGCAGCCGACGGUGGGAGCAGACUUUGGUCCCAGUUGCGACCAGAUACUCUCGAGAAGAAGCCAAAAAUAGUAUCAGGACCGCCAACCAUCAUUCCAAAAAAGUGUCAAAGAACUUAUCCUCGAUCAUCACCUCAUGCGAGGACUUAUGCAACGACCGCAUCUUCAGGUGUUUCGACGGUGCCGAAUCAGCUCCUUACGGCCCAUUACUUCGCCCUAUCAGAACAAGGAUCAAAGAAUUGAAGCGAUUGAAAGAGGAACUUGACCAGCAGACUGACGACUGGACCACUUUCAAAACCGAUUUUGGAGUCGACUUGAACAUGGCAACCGUGAACACGGCAGGACAAUCCAUGAAGAUGAUGCUGAUGAUAAGCUCAAUCGGGCUGGCUUUCAGCCUGUUCUCGAUCAGCAAACCCGAACUUGUCACGCCUUUCAUCCGACAGAACUUCUGGUCAUUUUUGGCCACCGUAGGAAUGUUUGGGCUUAUUGGGCUUUUAUUUCUGGCAGUACUGACCGGCACAUUCCAGUGUUUUGUAGCCGACAUCUUACGCUGGAGGGUUCCUCGCUGGGGCAUCAAGAUCUCGGUGUCGAUACAGAGUCUGAAGUUGCCAUCACUUUCCGGCCGCUUCCACAAGAUAAGAAAGAUCCCCGAGGACGAAGAAAAUUUGCCAAUCCACGGCUUUGAUAUCAGCCUUCGCUCUCUUGGAACCACUGCGCUGAAGCCGCACCUGAACGCUCAACCACGCAAGUCUAGUCUCACUCCAGAUCCCUUCGGACGUUGA